UAAAAGAUCAUAAAUUUUUGAAUUUUCCCCGAACAAACGCACCAAUAAUUUGUCGAUUGUAUUGUUUAAAAAAAUUAGAGAAGAAAUUCCGACCAAUACACUUGUUCUUCCUCCGCUCAUCAGUCAUCUCCUUGGGGGUUCCAAAAACCGCGAAAACCCUCCCGCCACAUACCGACAUACGCUUCUCUUCCCGCCUUUUCCCUCUCUCGAUCUACGGCCAGCAGGUGAUUGCUUCUUCUUCUUCUCGAACUUACUGGCCUCCCCUCUUCCAUAAACCCCUAGGCUACUGCAAUUUCGAAUUUGUGGGGUGAUAAAGUUAGGGUUUUCGCAAAAUUGAGUAAUAAUGUUUCGCUUUGACUUGAAUCGAAUUCAGGAACACUUGGUGAGGGAAUGGCAGCGACGGGAAGCAGCAGCAGAAGAAGAAAGAACCCAUACGCAGAAGCUUCGAAUCGGAAAACUCUCUCUCCAAACACACUCCAAAGCCCUGCUUCCUCACUUUCCCUCAAAUCAGUAACUAUGAAUAAUUGGUGGCUCGUUCAGGCGGAAGGUAAUGGGAUUGCCGUCGAAGGUUUUGCUGCUAGACCGCUAGGAACUAGAGAAUUCUGCUCGGCGCCUAUAGUGGAAAGGCAUGAUUCCAUCACUCUGGAGACCGCAGAUGGAAUCACAGUCAUACUUGGUGGAAUGAUCAACAGAUUGCGCACUCUACAGAAUGGCUUCCCCGUUUCGGUCUGUAACUUUUUUGUGCUGGGGUUCCCUCCUCACUGGGAAGAAGUCGCAGCUCAGUUUUACUCUAGUGACAAAGAAUGUUCCGCCACCAAUCCUGAGAUAACUCUGACGCCAGCAAUGAUUGAUGAUCUAUCAGUAAUAAAGCUUCGGGAUGUCGUAAUGAGCAUCCCUGAAGGUUGUGAACAUCAGUUUUGGGACGUAUUACUGCAACAACGCAAAGAUGAUGGUGAAGGUCGUUGUAACAAGGGAGGCAGCCAUGGUGAAGAGGUGGAGAAAGAGAAGGGCAAGUCGGAGAUGGAAGGGGAAGUGCUUGUUACGCCGAGUAACAGAAGAGUGAUUCGAAGAGUUGGUGUUGUGACGAGGAGUAUGCAGAGGAAGAAGAAGGAGAAGAGAAUGUUGUGAAGGGAAGUGAAAGGUUGAAGUGUCCAUCGAAGCUGGGUAGUGAAAGGAAACAGAAGGUUGCUGCUGCGGUUAGGAGUGGUAAGUCCAGCUAAAUUUAGGCAAUUUUCAGACUUGUAAAUUCAUGCGAGUGAUUGGAAUCUUCGUCUUAUUUUGGUGUUUGCUGUGAAAUGCUACCAAAGGAAAAAUUAACAAAACUAAAUGGGUAAAAUCUAGUUUACUAAUAUGCUUUGAUAAAUUACAUCUGUAUCGAGUAGAUGUUUUUUGUCACUCACCAAGCUAGCUUGACGGGUUGUUCGAUAUAAUCAUUUGCACUAAUCGAAUUAUUGUGAGGUUUGAAUUAUUUGGAUCAUCUUAGUUGUUUAUGUUGUUGGUGUGAGUUAUAUGCGAUGUUAUGGUAUUUGGCGCCAGUUCAGACAAAUUUCUCAAUCGAAUACUUGACACUCUAUCAAUGAUUUUUAGUUGACUUAAGUAGUAAAUACUAAGAUGCUAAAACUAAAAUUGAGGUUGUUUAAAUCUAUCAUAGCCCUAUGCCGAAAAUUCUCAACAUCUAUCAUACCACUAAUGUUCUUCAUGGAGAGGAUGGUUUGAUUAUUGAAUAAAAAGUAGGUUGAUUG
Messenger RNA from Linum trigynum, 1742 nucleotides. NCBI's taxonomy places the organism in Eukaryota, Viridiplantae, Streptophyta, Magnoliopsida, Malpighiales, Linaceae. The record is from the annotation of a GenBank genome assembly.